GAGAGGUGCAAUCAAAAGAACAUAUGCACAUGGAAAUAUGUAGCUACUUAUAUCUUUAUUAAAGAAAGAAAAAAAGAGUUACAGAGUUACACGUUUGUUUUAUUGCCUUGGCUUUUAGGCAGUAACAAGCCAUCAGGAACGCGCUGAAAUAAUGUCAGACAUGUGUUUUAUGUCACACCCUCUGUGGCAACCAAAUAAAGUUCAGUUUCCGAGAGAAAAAAAAAUAACAGCGCUGGAUUUUACGACGUUACUGAGCGUCCAUCAAAGUAAACACGACCUGCGCUAUUAUCACUUUGUCCCAUGAGCUGAGGCUAAAACAUUGUUAGAAUAUUAUCCCUGGAAGUUAAGUUUUAUUUUAUGCUCAAGACUUAAGGUGAAUCAUGAGCAGCAGCUACAGUGUCUCCCUGGCUGGUCCUGCCCCGUGGGGCUUCAGACUGCAAGGAGGGAAGGACUUCUGUUUGCCCCUCACUAUCUCACGGCUCACUGAUGGGGGCAAGGCGGCCAAAGCCAAGAUGUGUGUUGGAGACAUCAUUCUGUCCAUCAAUGGCAUUUCCACAGACAGCAUGAAUCACCUAGAGGCCCAGAACAAGAUUAAGGCCUGCACAGACCAUCUCAGCCUCACUCUACAGAGACCCUCCAGUGCCCCCGAAGAUGGAGUACCUAAGGAUGAACCUCAAGAAAUCAUUAAGCCUGUCCCUAUCACUCACCCUGCCCCAAGCACCACAUACACCAAGCCAUCGACUCAGCCCAGUCCCGCGUACAACAAGACUGCCCGGCCUUUUGGCGGUGGCAGCGUUGUGGUCACUGCUUCUGCCUCCCCGGAUGCCCCCAAAGUAGCCACCAUUCCCUCCGCAUCGUCUGCUUUCACGCCAGCUGCCCCAUCUCAGCCGCCACAGCCUCCCUUUCCGCUGAGGUCAAGCCCUGCUGCCCCAGACUCAGCUCCAGCAAACUCCGUUCCCAGGCCCAGCCCUAGUCGCUCCGCCAUCAACACCCCUUACGCAUCUUCCUCCUCAUCUAACUCCUCCUCUCCAGCCAGAGUGACAGCCCCCUCCUCCCAUCCUAAUGUCCCACAGCCCUCCGUCUAUAACACACCUAUCAACCUCUACUCCAACACCAAUGCUUGUGAGGUGGCUAUGGGACAGAGACGAGGUCUUUUGGAGAGCCAGGGCUUGUCAGAGCACUUCAAUGGGAAACCUGACGUGGAGCCUGGAAAUCAUGCAUCCCCACUGAGCGAUGCCAGCAAGAAGCGCCUGAUCGAGGACACGGAGGACUGGCACCCACGAACCGGCACCUCCCAGUCCCGCUCUUUCCGGAUUCUGGCCCAGCUCACUGGCACUGAAAAUGAGCAAGCUCCAGAGACCAGUGGAAAGAAUGAGGCAGUUGACAAAACUACUCCCACCGUGCACACCUUGCCUUCUGCAAAAACAUACUCCAAAUCCGCUGCAGCACCCAAGAAUGGCAACGUCAGCUCUGCUUCCACAUUCAAGAGUCCAGCAGCCCAGAACAAGCCUUCCUUCCAGCCUGGAGGUCCAUCAGGUUUCCCAAAGGGAGGAGCAGUGCCUUCCUUUGGCAAAGUUGCCAACCCUGCUCCCAAAGGUCCAGACCGCCCCACUCCACAGCCACAUCCACAGGACCUCAACUCUCUGGUGCAGCGUGCUGAGCACAUCCCAGCUGGCACACGCACUCCAGUGUGCAACAAGUGCAACAAUGUCAUCAGGGGCCCAUUCCUUGUAGCCAUGGGCAUGUCAUGGCAUCCUGAGGAAUUCACCUGUGCUCACUGCCACUCCUCCCUGGCAGACCAUGGAUUUGUGGAGGAGAGGGGCCAGGUGUACUGUGAACGUUGCUAUGAGCAGUUCCUCGCUCCCACCUGCGCCCGCUGCCAGCAGAAGAUUCUGGGAGAGGUGAUGAAUGCCCUGAAACAGACCUGGCACGUGUCCUGUUUCAUCUGUGUUGCCUGCCAACAGCCAAUCAGAGGCAACAUGUUUCACAUGGAGGAUGGACAGCCGUACUGUGAAAAAGAUUACUACAACCUGUUUGGGACCAACUGCCAUGGGUGUGAUUUCCCCAUUGAGGCUGGGGACAAGUUCCUGGAGGCUCUAGGAUUCACCUGGCAUGACACCUGCUUUGUGUGUGCGGUCUGCUCUACUAAUCUGGAAGGUCAGCCGUUCUUCUCCAAAAAAGACAAGCCUCUCUGCAAGAAACAUGCCCACACUGUCAACGUGUGACCUGCCCACCAUGAAUAUGAAUAUGGGAUGAGGCAAAGGUGUCCUUUUAUAGCAAUUUAUAUGCCAGUCAGAUGUUGUUUUCAGAGUUGAAACUGAUCUUAUCGAUCGGUUUCUGUUAGAGUAACAUUAAGUCAGAGUUUCCACUGUAAGCUUUAGUUUGGUUCUAAUAUUUUCCUAUCAGUUUUACAGAUGAAUAUGCGUGGGUGCAUUUUAACACACUGUUAGUCCCCUGUCAGUUCAAAUGGAUUUUUAAUACACGUGCUUGUGCUGACCUUUUUAUUUGCUUUGGAUGUGCUUUAAGCUCUUGAUGAGGCAUUUCUGUUUCAUACAAGAAAAGGAUAGUUUACUGCAAUGACAUACCGAGCCGCUCGGGGGUCACAGACAGUAUUAGGAAAACAAUAUUGACAUGGAAGCCUAUGCUAUUAGUACAGCAGGUGAAAGGUUUAGAAAUUAUCAUUAUUUAACCUUAAGGGGAAAAGUUAUUUAUUUGUAAACAAGGAAAGAACUGGGCAUCUGGCCUCAAGAAUAAAAAUGGGAAAUGUUAAUAUUAUAUUAGUAUUUUUUAUUGUUUGAAAGUAAUGUGGUAUGUACGUAACCACUCCCAGUAAAUGAAAGCACAAAACGUGUGCAGCAGAGUAUAAAUUAGACACUGUACAGGUCAUGCUUUAUUGUUCAUGCAUAAAGAUUAUAUGCAGGGAUUAAAUUCAGUCUCGUCAUUAAUGUGACUCUGUAACAGGUCGAGUUGCGCCGUUGUCGCGUUGUUGUAUAUUUUGUAAUGCCUAAUAAUUCAGGGGCAAACUGGCUCAUGAGCAUGUUUCCAGUGAAACUGUAUGUCAUUCAGCCAGUUCUUAAUUUGAAUCAUUUGUUCAAUUAAAACAAAACAAUAUUAAUAUAUUUUUUAUGAUUUCUUUUGUCAUGCAUACAUUUCUUUGAAUAGAAAACAAUUGUAUGUACUUUUGCAAUGGAUUUUUCUCUUUGGACACUGCAUAAAUAAGCAUCUCUCUUCAGUUCUUACUUCCAUUUCAAUAAAAGGGUUCAACGUUGAAUACCAUAAUCAAA
Molecule: messenger RNA, 3284 nt
Organism: Scatophagus argus
Lineage: Eukaryota; Metazoa; Chordata; Actinopteri; Scatophagidae
Gene: pdlim5b
Product: PDZ and LIM domain 5b
Exons: 13
Coding region: 381-2225 (614 amino acids)
Biological process (GO): muscle structure development; heart development; actin cytoskeleton organization
Cellular component (GO): filamentous actin; adherens junction; stress fiber
Molecular function (GO): actin binding; muscle alpha-actinin binding
Source: RefSeq, a predicted model, not a curated record